Messenger RNA from Sinocyclocheilus grahami, 1126 nucleotides. Its product is annotated as TBC1 domain family member 20-like. Gene Ontology annotation, molecular function: GTPase activator activity. Gene Ontology annotation, cellular component: endoplasmic reticulum membrane. The coding region runs from base 154 to 942 and encodes 262 amino acids. The transcript has 8 exons. The record is from RefSeq and is a predicted model, not a curated record. Lineage: Eukaryota; Metazoa; Chordata; Actinopteri; Cypriniformes; Cyprinidae. Gene Ontology annotation, biological process: endoplasmic reticulum to Golgi vesicle-mediated transport; positive regulation of GTPase activity.
UUGGGUGACGAGCACUCACGCGACGCCGAUCUGAGGGGAAGCGUAAAUGUCACUUUCCUUUCGUUUUUACUGUCAGUUUUAAAUUAAAACGAUAUUAUAAUCAUCGUUAAAGCAUGUAUUUUGUCUCCUCGUGACUGUGAGUCGCGAUAAGAGAUGAAAAAAGCGAGAAAGCGACUGCCGGCGACAUGGAGACAUGAAGAACAGUUGCCCUGGAAGAAACAGAAGCUCCUGGACAUCCAUCAGGCCCUGAACAGUGACCCCGUGGACAUCGAGACCCUGCGGUGGGCGGCUGUGAGCGAAGGAGGUUUGCUGACGGAUGGCAUCAGAAGAAAAGUUUGGCCCACACUCCUCAGUAUCAAUGUGUACAAUCUACCUGCCAAACCCUCCAAAGAUGUCCGAGAAGACCACAAAGACUACAGACAGGUGGUGCUUGAUGUCAGGAGAUCAAUGCGGCGUUUCCCGAAAGGCAUGCGUGUGGACGAGCGAGAGGUUCUCCAGGAGCAGCUGAUCGACAUCAUUCUGGAUGUUUUGAGGAGAAAUCCUCAGCUGCACUAUUACCAGGGUUAUCAUGACAUCGUGGUGACCUUCCUGCUGGUGGUGGGAGAGAGGAUGACCAUCGGAAUCAUGGAGAAGCUGUCCAAUCAUCAUCUCAGGGAUUUCAUGGACCCCACCAUGGACAGCACAAAGCACAUCCUGAACUACCUGAUGCCCAUUCUGGAGCAAGUGGACCGAGAGUUACAUGACUUUAUGAUAAGGUCUGAGGUGGGCACCAUCUUCGCCCUGAGCUGGCUGAUCACAUGGUACGGUUACGUGCUGUCAGAUUUCCGGCAUGUUCUGCGGCUCUAUGAUUUCUUCCUGGCGUCUCACCCACUCAUGGCCAUCUACUUCGCCGCUGUGACUGUGUCUGUACAGACAGAAGGAAGUAAAGAGCAGCGAGUGUGAUAUGGCCAGCGUUCAUCACCUGCUGUCUCAGAUGCCUCAGGAUCUGCCGUACGAGGAGCUGAUUGGUCGAGCUCAGAGCCUGUUCAUCAGCUGCCCGCCCUCUCUGCUGACCCAGUCUGCAGCGCUGCAGCUACACAACAUAAUCGCCAUCAGCACCUUUACAGACUUCCAGACGUCCACGCUG